AUGAAUGAACCCAUUGCCAUUAUCGGUAGUGGUUGUCGUCUAGCCGGAGGAUGCCAAUCUCCCUCCGAACUUUGGAAUCUUCUUCAAACCCCUUACGAUGUUUCUCAGGAGUUCCCCCCAGAUCGAACUUCUUCCUCACGCCAUGAUUCCUUGCCGCGAGGAUAUUUUCUCUCACAAGAUGUGCGAGAAUUUGAUGCAUCAUUCUUCAGUCUCAGUCCAUUGGAAGCACAAGCAAUGGACCCCCAGCACCGACUAUUGCUCGAGACAGUAUAUGAAGCUCUAGAGGAAGCAGGACUUCCUGCGGAGACACUGCGCGGCUCUGAUACCGCGGUCUAUACAGGAGUGAUGUUUCACGACUAUCUCUCACUCAGCAGCCAAGAUCACAUGGCCAUCCCCAAAUAUCAUAUCACCGGUACUGCCCCAAAUAAGGCGUCGAAUCGAAUUUCAUACUUCUUCGAUUGGCACGGGCCUUCAGUUACCGUUGAUACUGCCUGCUCAUCUAGUCUGGUAGCUUUAGACCAUGCAGUACAGCAGUUGCGGAGUGGCUCAUCAACUCUUGCUGUGGCAGCAGGGGCCAAUUUGCUCCUUGAUGGUCGUCCAUUUAUCGGUUUUAACAACAUGGGAAUGCUUUCCCCCACAGGAAGCUGCAAAAUGUGGGAUACCAAUGCCGACGGCUAUGCCAGGGGCGAAGGAAUUCUCGCGAUGCUAUUAAAACCGCUCCGACUUGCUCUGGCAGAUGGUGACAAUAUACAAUGUGUCAUCCGAGAGACUGGCGUUAACCAUAACGGACGAACUAGUGGAAUUACCUUGCCAAGCGCAUCUGCUCAGACAAAUCUCAUUCGAGAUGUUUAUCAUCGAGCAGGGUUAGACCCCACAAAACCUUCCGACCGACCACAAUAUAUUGAGGCCCACGGUACAGGCACUCAAGCGGGGGAUCCCUUGGAAGCUGAAGCUUUAGCCAUGGCUUUCUCACUCACAUCAUCACAGCCCGAUGAGGCGCAUAUGUUAGUCGGCAGCAUCAAAACUGUCAUCGGUCAUACAGAAGGAGCAGCCGGGCUAGCCGGAGUAUUGAAAGCAUCUCUGGCCAUACAACAUGGCGUUAUUCCGCCAAAUCUCGGAUUUCAACAAUUGAAUGAAAAGGUCGCACCAUAUUGUACCAACAUGAACGUGGCUACUAGCGUACAGCCAUGGCCCACGAUAGCAUCCAAUACUCCCCGUCGAGUAAGCAUCAAUAGCUUUGGUUUUGGAGGGACCAACGCCCAUGUCAUCCUAGAGUCUGUUCCGCUACGAGCUGAAAAUGAAUGUCGAAAGACAUCUCCGCUACCAACAAGUGGUUCUUCCCUUCCUUAUGUGUUUUCUGCUGCCUCAGAACAAUCUUUGAUUUCGAUGCUGAAACAGUAUGAGAAAUAUCUACAAGAAAACCCAUCCAUUGAUCCUACCGAGCUGAUUUCCACGCUGGCAUCCCGUCGAUCUCUUCUCCCAGUUCGUGUUCGAUUUCCCGCGUCUUCGAUCGCAGCUCUUCAACAAGCUCUUAAGGAUUCGCUGGAACCAGGAGUGAUUGGAUAUCAAUCCCCGCUGAAAGAAUCAAAAAUCCUUGGCAUCUUCACCGGUCAGGGUGCGCAAUGGGCCCAAAUGGGAGUUGGGCUUUUGGCUGCUCAUCCUAGCCUAAUUGUCUUCCUUGAUGAUUUAGACGAGGCUUUGCAAUCACUUCCGGAAGGAGAUCGCCCGACAUGGAGUCUUCGAGGAGAGUUGGAGCGGCCACCUGAGGAAUCACGAAUUAAUUCUCCUGAGAUUUGCCAGCCAGCCUGCACAGCCAUCCAACUAAUGUUUGGUCAUCUUUUACAGGAAUUUUGUGGUAUCUCAUUCUCUGCAGUCGUUGGCCAUUCAUCUGGAGAAAUUGCCGCAGCAUAUUUCGCCGGCUUUUUGCGCUCAGCUGACGCUAUCCGAAUCGCGUUUUAUCGAGGUCUACAUGUAGCCCGAUUCAUAUCAUCAUCUAAUCAGGAGGGUCGGAUGUUGGCCGCAGGACUGUCCCAGGAUGAAGCAGAGGAAUUGUUGGUAGCUACCGAAUUCCAGGGCAGGUUAUCCCUUGCGGCUAUAAAUUCUGCAUCUAGUGUAACUCUCUCCGGUGAUGCAGAUGCCAUAGAGGAGGCUCAAGCCCAGCUAGCGAGCCGCAAGAUCUUCAACCGAAUGCUCAAUGUUGAAACCGCAUAUCACUCACAUCAUAUGUCAAAAUGCUCCUCGGCAUAUCAGGCUUCGCUUGAAGAAUGUCAAAUUGGAGUAUUGAACCCUUCGAGCGAUGCCCCCUGUUGGUACUCAAGUGUCCAAUCAGGAGAAUCAAUUUCUUCUGUAGGGUCGGACAAAUUGGGAGCGUCCUACUGGGUUGAUAACUUGGUGAAUCCAGUAAUGUUCCAUCAUGCCAUUCGGAACGCGGUAUCCCUCCAACCUGAUAUCAACUUCUGUCUAGAAGUUGGUCCUCAUCCCGCUUUGAAGGGUCCCGCCAUGCAGACGAUAACAACUGUGCGGAAAAAUCCCCCUCCAUACUCUAGCACUCUCAACCGAGCCAAGACUGAUCUAGUGGCAUUUUCGGAAUGUGUCGGGGACUUGUGGGUACAUUUGGGAAGUGCAAGAGUUCCACACUUUGAAGCUUUAGAAAAUACAAAGCUAUCACUCGUUGGCCUCCCAACUUAUCCCUGGGACCAUCGAAAUAGCUUCUGGCUGCCACCACCUUCAAUCAGCUCGACGAAGGGCAUUUGGAAUCAGCAAACGUCUCAAAAACGUGUCAAUAGUCUACUAGGAUACAAGGUUGGCGAUGGUGACAUUGGCACAACGUAUCGUUGGUCUAAUGAUCUGAGAGUUGACCAAUUGAGCUGGCUCAGUGGUCAUACACUAGAAGGUCAAAUCAUUUUUCCUGCCACGGGCUAUAUUGCAUUGGCCUUGGAGGCUUGUAGACAGUUUGCCACCGGGCAAUCCAUUCAGAUUAUUACUCUGAAGGACGUCAAGUUUCUUAAAGCCCUUCGCAUUGAUGAAGCCUCAGGGGCCAACAUCACUGUCACCAUGAUUAUGUCGCAGAACGAGGAGUCUGUCAUACAGGCGAAGUUGAGUGUUGACAUUCCUCCUACGGAAGAUGACGGGAAAUUUUCUACUGCUGCCACUAUGGACAUUAUGCUCGAGAUGGGCUCCCCGGUCGAUGAUCUCUUGCCUGGUAGAGCUCCUUUCUCCUCUACCAUGACGGACCUUGACCAUACCAAAGCAUAUGACCAUCUAGCCAAGUUGGGCUACGAAUAUACAGAAUUGUUUCAACGCGUUCGCGGGCUUCGUCGAUCUCUGGGACAAUCGAUCGCGGAGAUUGACUGGGAUCAUAUGGCGGACAAUGAAUACGUUCUUCACCCAGCCUUACUAGACAAUGCCAUUCAGGUUCUGUUCUCUGCCUUUACAGAUCAUCACGAUGGGAGUAUGUGGAAUCUUUACAUGCCAGUAUCUGUUGAUCAGGUGACCCUGGACUUUUCUCUCUCCUGCCUGGGGCGUGAAGGGACAUUCAGCGUGGACAGCUUUUUGCGCAAGGCCGACAGUAGCGGUAUUUGCGGGGAUGUCACUCUUUUCAACUCCUCUGGGCAAGGAAUUAUCCAGAUGGAAGGACUUAACACCAUGCCUGUGUCGCCUGCUACCGAGAACAAUGACCUAGUGCUCUUUUCAGAAACAGUUUGGGGAGUUUCUGAGCCUAACGGCGAACUAGCGCUGGGAACUCGCCGGGCUUCCCCUGAGACUCUAACAAAGACUCUCGAAUGGGAGAGAGUUUCAUUGUAUUAUCUUCGACAGAUCGGCCACAAAUUUAUCGAUCAGAAGACAGGCGAGAGGAUCCGAACAAUCGAAAUUGAACCUCAUCAUGGCGCCUUCCUGGACUACUGCUAUUGGCUUGAAGAAACUGUGCGUGUAGGAAAACAUCCUUAUGCGUCACCAUCUUGGUUAUCUGACACAGAAAAAGAGAUUGAGCAGAUUUGUUGCCAAUACUCCGAUGAAGAUAUUGAUUUCCGAUUGAUCAAGAUGGCGUUCGAGGUUCUUCCUCCAGUCAUCAGGAAAGAUACCACAAUGCUACAAAGCUUCAUGGCGGAUGAUGCUUUAAGCGACUGGUACCAGAAUAGCAUGGUCUGCGCCCCAGCUGAGGAACCUCUAGGGGAAAUUAUCUCCCAGAUCUCGCAUCGCCAUCGAGGUUUGAAUGUACUUGAGAUUGGAGCGGGCACCGGUUGUGCUACAAGAUCAGUGCUACCAGCAUUAGGGUCGUCUCUUGCUCGCUACACAUUCACUGAUGUGUCAGUUGGUUUCUUCGAGAAGUCCGCACAGCAAUUCUCCAAGUACGCCGAUCUUAUGGAUUUUAAGACCUUCGACCUCGACCAAGAUCCCAUGGAUCAAGGGUUCAUUGAAGGUACCUAUGACUUGGUAGUUGCAUACGCCGUUCUGCAUGUGGCAUCAUCUCUUAGUGAUGCUUUAAGGCGAGUCCGACGCUUAUUGAAACCUGGCGGCUUUCUGGUACUUGCCGAGGUCCUAGGAGAUGGACCAAUGGCUUUGGGCUUGAUUUUCGGAGGAUUUACCGGCUGGUGGGCAGGUCGAGAGGAGGGACGUCGAUAUUCACCAACCGUCUCGCUGGAGGCAUGGCAGGAGGCCCUAGCCACCACCGGCUUCUCCGGCGUUGACACACACACUCCGCUCAAGGAUCCUAUCACAUGGCCUAUCAGUGUCAUGGUUUCUCAAGCAGUUGACGAUCGGGUUCAAUUGCUCCGUGAGCCACUCUUAUCAAGCGAGCCAGUACUGGAGGAUUUGAUCAUUGUCACCGAUCUCAACUUUCCAUCCCGUGAUACCAUGCAACUCCUGAAGGAAUUAUUGGCUCCUCAUGCGAGCCGCAUUACUCAUUUUAAUUCCCUGGCUGAAGUGGAUGGCAUGCCUUUGCCAACCAAAGCUACCGUACUUAAUUUGGCUCAUCUGGAGAUUCAACCAUCUGAAGAGGCAUGGCGAGGGCUUCAAAACCUUUUGGGAACGGCUCUACAUAUGCUUUGGGUCACGGAUGAUUACUUAAGUGGAAAUGCAUCAUCUGGGCUGUCCACCGGUUUGGCUCGUUCUUUGUUACAUGAAAUGCCUCAUUUGCGUCUGCAGAUGAUUGACCUGAGUCACGAAGCAAAACCUGACAUGGUGGCAUCAUUAAUUGCAAAUAAUCUUCUACGUUUGGCGAAAGGUCGCGAUGACGAUGAACUCUGGACCAUGGAACCUGAGAUGGUUAUUGAUGCAAUGAGUCGGGUCCUGGUUCCACGUCUACAACCCCUGAAAAAGGCCAACUACCGGUUGAACAGCUGGAGGAGGAAGAUCACCACUCCGGUUCAUGUGGAUGAAGAUGAGACUGAGUUGAAGUGGGAGAAUAAUGACUUUAUGAUGGUUGCGAAAGGUCCCCUUCACUCCUAUCAACGCAGUUCUCGUGUCAUUCGCACGACACGCUCAGCACUAGCAGCCAUACCUCCCCAUAAUUUUCCAGUUUAUCUUAACCAGGGCGUAGAUAUCUCUUCGGGAGAAGUGAUUGUCGCCGCUUCUGACACCUUGUCAUCUAUCCUAACUGCCCCGAUAUCUCUUUCAAUUCCUGUUGAUCUUGAGACCUCCACCCACCCACAAUACCUGGAUCUUCUGGCUACCCACCUGUUGAUUAAGUCCAUUGUCGAUAGAAUUCCCCCCAGAAAUCGUGUUUUACUUUAUGCCGGUGACUCUGCUGCAGCGACCUAUGAAAAGUUUUGGUCAUACCACUUGCAUGCAAAACAAUUUCAAGUACACUAUGUGACUGGAACGAAGGAUUUGGCCACAGCGUUAUGGCAAUACUGUAAUCCACAGGCUCCAAAACGACUCAUUACAUCAACUCUGCCCAAAGGAAUUGACACUUUCAUUAAUCUCUCAGAAAAGGAUGCUGCGGCUAAAGUGCUAGACUCUCUGCCCCUCCAUUGCCAGCAAUUCACGUUUCCUUCGGCGAUUACGGCUACAUCUUCAAUUCCUUCCCUUCAGCCAAUACAAGACAUGACUGAGCUGCUUACAAGUGCUCAUGACGCUGUUCGAAAGUAUAUCGAAUCAGAUCUUACCGUCCAACUUCCGGAGUAUAGCAUCGCAGAGCUACUCAACCGCAAGCCCAAGGAGUUUUCUAGCGUCCCGAUCGUAAAUUGGUCGUGCCCGACCCCACUACUUGCUGAUUAUCAAUCGAUAGAUAUAUCACAGCAUAUUCUGCGCCCCGAUCGGACAUACUGGCUUGUUGGAUUGACGGGAGAUCUGGGACAGUCUCUUUGCGACUGGAUGGUAUUGCACGGUGCUCGAACAAUUGUUCUUACCAGUCGACAAGUUCGCAUGCCCACUGACUGGGUCCACAAACAUCGGAAUGAUGGAGUCAACAUUGUUCCUCUAGCAGGUGAUGUUACCAGUUUGGCCUCUUUGAAAGAGAUACACACCGUCAUCACAAACGAACAUCCCCCUCUCAAUGGCAUUGCCAGCGGUGCAAUGGUGAUGCGCGAGAAUUUCUUCCAAAAAACAACUGCGGAAGAAUUCAGUCAGGUCGUCGAGCCCAAGGUACGGGGUCUACAGAACCUAGAUGAUCUGGUUGGCGACCAACCCUUGCUAUUUUUCAUCGCCUUCUCUUCAAUUCUAGCCACACUAGGUAAUCUCGGGCAAAGUGCCUACACUGCCGCUAAUGUAGCAUCUGAGGCACUGAUCGUGGGCCGGCGGCAGCGCAAGCUGGCUGGCUCAGUGAUCCAGAUCUCCCGCAUGACAGAUGUUGGAUAUGUGAAGCGACAACGAUCAACAUACUCGGCACAGGAAAUGGAACGAUUGGAUGCAUACUGUCUGCCCAUGGGCGAGCGACAGCUACACGCCUUAUUUGCUGAAGGGAUUUUGGCUGGUCGACUGCCGUGCAACUCCAUGCCUGUUGUCACAGCGGGAAUUCCCAAAAUCUCAACUGAUAAAGCGGAGAAUGCGGCUUGGAUGAAGAAUAUUCGGUUCUCGCGCUACUGGGAGCAGAAACCGUUGCACCAGGAUGAUCGAGUUGAAAAGAAAGCAGGCAAUGCCUCGAUUCGAAUUCAAUUAUCAGAAUCUAAAUCUACUGAUGAAGCAGAAGUAAUCGUCAGGGAUGGUGUCACCACCAAGAUCCGAACAUGUCUCCAUCUCCCAUCUGAUCAGCCUGUUGCAGAGCAUGCAGCUCUGAUCGACCUUGGGGUGGAUUCGUUGGUUGCCGUUGACAUCCGGGCGUGGACGAUGACCGAGCUGGGGGUUGAUAUACCUGUUUUGAGGCUUUUAUCUGGCAUGACGGUGGAUGAGAUUGUCUUGGAGGUUAUCCAGAAAUCAUAA
Molecule: messenger RNA, 7359 nt
Organism: Botrytis byssoidea
Lineage: Eukaryota; Fungi; Ascomycota; Leotiomycetes; Helotiales; Sclerotiniaceae
Exons: 3
Coding region: 1-7359 (2452 amino acids)
Biological process (GO): fatty acid biosynthetic process; secondary metabolite biosynthetic process
Molecular function (GO): phosphopantetheine binding; 3-oxoacyl-[acyl-carrier-protein] synthase activity; fatty acid synthase activity
Source: RefSeq, a predicted model, not a curated record